GUCCUGGCAUCUCCAGCUACAGCUCCAACCCUCCGGCUGCCGGGACAAGCUUGGUGCACUGCCUGAACCAGGCUCUGAGAGAUGUGCCCAGGGAGAAGCAGUCGGGCACCCCGCUCUACCUGGGUGCCACGGCCGGCAUGCGCCUGCUCAACAUCGCGAACCCACAGGCUUCAGACGCCGUCCUCAGCGCUGUGAAGGCCACGCUGAAGUCGUACCCCUUUGAUUUCCGGGGGGCAAAGAUCCUGUCAGGGAAAGACGAAGGCGUCUUCGGCUGGGUCACUGCUAACUACCUCCUGGAGAACUUCAUCAAGCGUGGGUGGCUCGGGGAAUGGAUCCAGCCCCAGAAGAAGACCCUGGGAGCCAUGGACUUUGGGGGCGCUUCCACACAGAUCACCUUUGAAACCAGGGACACCAUCAAGGACCCCCAAAACGAGGUGAUGCUGAAGCUGUAUGGGCAGGAGUACAAAGUGUACACCCACAGCUUCCUCUGCUACGGAAGGGACCAGGUCCUCAAGAGGCUGCUCUCGAAGGUCCUCCAGGCUGAGAGCUACAAAGCCACCAUCUCUCAUCCCUGCUGGCCCACGGGCUACCACAAGUCUCUAUUGCUGAGCAGCGUCUACGACAGCCCCUGCACGGAGAAGGAGAGGCCAAGCCUUGCCCUCAACACCACCGUCACCGUGGUCGGCCCCGGGAACGGGAGCCUCUGCACUCUGCAUGUCGGCAAGCUCUUCAACUUCACCGCCUGCCCCUUCUCCCACUGCUCCUUUGAUGGCGUUUUCCAGCCAGAGGUUUCAGGAAAAUUCAUCGCCUUCUCUGCCUUCUUCUACACGGUGGACUUCAUCCAGACAGUGAUGGGGAGAUCCGUGCGCUUGCCCAGAGACCUGAAGGAUGCUGCUGAGACCAUCUGUGCCACCAGCUGGAGCGAGCUGCUCCAGAAAGCCCCCAAGCUGGAGAAGAGGCUGCCGGAUUACUGCCCUGUCAGCAUCUUUGUUUAUUUGCUCACCACCAAAGGCUACAACUUCAACAACCAUUCCUUCCCCAACAUCGCCUUCCAGAAGAAGGCAGGAGACACCUCCAUCGGCUGGGCCCUGGGCUACAUGCUGAACCUCACCAACAUGAUCCCGGCAGAGGAGCCCUCUUCCCACAAAAGCAUGCUCUACAACUACUGGGUCCUCCUCAUCCUGCUCUUUGUGGUCACCACCCUGACGUCUCUGGUGACAGCCGUCUGCCUGCUCCGGCGCAGCAAGUCCCUCGCGAUCUGACGGCAGGGACAGGGUGGGC
This is a messenger RNA of Apaloderma vittatum (bar-tailed trogon), 1281 nucleotides long. It is a transcript of the gene ENTPD2, whose product is annotated as ectonucleoside triphosphate diphosphohydrolase 2. Gene Ontology annotation, cellular component: plasma membrane. The transcript is spliced from 7 exons. The annotation marks the transcript as partial. The record is from RefSeq and is a predicted model, not a curated record. Gene Ontology annotation, biological process: nucleoside diphosphate catabolic process. NCBI's taxonomy places the organism in Eukaryota, Metazoa, Chordata, Aves, Trogoniformes, Trogonidae. Gene Ontology annotation, molecular function: GDP phosphatase activity; UDP phosphatase activity.